This is a messenger RNA of Amorphotheca resinae ATCC 22711, 782 nucleotides long. RefSeq lists its product as hypothetical. Lineage: Eukaryota; Fungi; Ascomycota; Leotiomycetes; Helotiales; Amorphothecaceae. The record is from RefSeq and is a predicted model, not a curated record. The transcript has a single exon. The coding region runs from base 145 to 636 and encodes 163 amino acids.
CUUCCGAUGUUGAAAUUCCAUUUGUGUUCGAAAGAAAUUUUUGGAUGAGAAAUGUGAUGUUGUUCCAACCUACUACUUGAUUUUCAGAAAGGAACUUUUGCUCCCUAAAGAAGAUUUCUCGGCCGUCACGUAUAACGAAAAACAAUGCAUGACGAUGAACGAGCGCAACCUACGAACAAACAGACCACCCCAGAGCUGUCACCGCGAUCAAUCCCCAAAGACUCUGUCAUGAGCAAAAACGAAAAGGAUAAUAAACACGCAAUAUACAACCCAUUCGCGGCGGUUGAAGAUAACUCACCGGAAUCAUUGUAUUACGCAUCGCCGCAAUAUCCAUCGGCUCAAAAAAUGGACCAGAGCAAAGAUAUCAAGUUUGGGAAUGUGGACUGGACAAUCCAAAAACCUGAUCCCACAAGACCAAGAGCAACAUCGCAUGUGCAAGUAGUCAAGACGGUGAAGUCGAUAUCGCCAAGGCAAUCUGUAUCAAAGCCGCCGUUUUAUCGGCCUAGCGAUUCUCCCAGCCAUUCUCCCCCACUCGCUUCAGAACCUCACAAGUCUCCAGGAUUAGGUAUCAAGCUCGGCCAGCAGAAUAACUGGGUAAGACUUUUUGACCCUCCUGACAGACGAAGGCUUGACUGACACUUACAGUCACCCAUCGACGAGAAAGACCACAGUGGAGUCACUACACCGCCCCUAACAUACUAUACACCAUAUCGAGAAGAGAACUUCCGGACUCACUUGGAUGAAAAACACCCCUCCUGGGAGCCAACCCAGGCACCUGGAUC